This is a messenger RNA of Solea solea (common sole), 1545 nucleotides long. RefSeq names its product spermatogenesis associated 6-like (gene spata6l). Gene Ontology annotation, molecular function: myosin light chain binding. The transcript is spliced from 12 exons. NCBI's taxonomy places the organism in Eukaryota, Metazoa, Chordata, Actinopteri, Pleuronectiformes, Soleidae. The record is from RefSeq and is a predicted model, not a curated record. Gene Ontology annotation, biological process: spermatogenesis. Bases 310 to 1500 code for a protein of 396 amino acids.
CAAGGGGGCAGUCAUAUCCUACACUGGAUGCUAGAGCCAAUGGGCUUUUUACUCUCCUGACAUUGUGUAAGGUUUCUGCCGGAAAACAACAAAAGCCACAAAAAAUGGCGGGAGUACGAUGUAUUUUAAUACAUUUUAGGUGGAAAUGUGUUAUACAGUGGUCAAUAUGGUUAGUGAAUGACGGUCCUGGUUGGCCUUAACUACAACCGGAAGUUGUGGUUUCCGUGGUAACAAGGUAAGUUGACCGGAGAAGUGACACUUGGAAGCUGCCGCCAAUUUGCGUGUUUUCACCGCAGACUCUUGAGCCAAAUGUCCCGAAAAGCACUGAAAGUGUUGGUUGAAGUAAAGUUCAGAGCGGUUUCUUGUCCUGGGGUUCAUUUGCCAACCAAGGAUGACGUGAACCUCAGCAUGUGCUUCAUGGGACAGUACCGUCAGUCUGAAUGUCUCCCUGCUGUCUUCCCUCUGCUCUUUCAUGAGAAGAUGACCUUUGAAAAGAUUUUCAGGCAUGCGGUAGACCCCGGAGACAUAGCUGUAAUGCUUGAGCACGAGGCGGUCAGAAUUGAACUGGUGCAGAUGUGUCCUCCAGCUGGAGACACUCUGGCCUGCUUUGAGGAAGAUGCUCGUCAGUUCUUGUUCCCAGAGCCCAAACUGGUUCCUUCAUUCUCUGGAGUGGACCGAGAGGUUCUCAUGACCCGAGCUCCUUACUUUCCAGGAAUCGCUCCGAGGUUGGAGUUCUCCACCAAAACCACCAUCACUGAGUGCUCAGUUGAUGCCCUGGUCAACGUUUACCCCAAUGUAGUCACGAGGCCCACGAUGAAGAGGAAGACCAAGCGCUCCAGCAGAUUCAGGACAUCCUCUCCUCAGAGGAACCAACCUCAAACAACUGGAAGGACGCAAAGUUUCAGGAAGAAACGAGGCGGCGCCACCACCAGCAGCUCGCUGCCACACGUCCCCAGAUCCCAGUCCCUGUCCCCGCUGAGAGCUGGAGACGCUCAUCGUCGUCUGUCCCGCCUCAGCCUGGACUCUGCAGCACCGGUCUCAGCUGACAUGGAUGCGUCCUGCACCUCCCAGCCUACGUUGUCCUCGCGGCCCGGAGCCACACGAGGAGACUCCUCCCACAGCUCCACAGUGUUCACCAGCUCCUCCUCCCCUUUGAUCAGGUCUUCAUCCACAGUGCGAUUCUCUCCCACUGAGAGAAGAAGAUCAGUAUCCAACGGAUUGUUUGGAGGAAUAUCUGAAGACGACUCCGGCUCCUCGGAAGCACACGACUAUCGUCGCGAUCCUGAACCUCCGUCGCGGUCGCGGCCUGACAGAGAACAAGCCACACACAUCAACAGGUCUCCGUCCAGCUCUCACGGAGAAUGGGAGCAAGUCAACGAGCGCGUGCGAGGACUCCUCACGACGCCGAAAGCCGUGCGGCGACUCCUCUAUGGGGCCUCGGUGUCUGAGGUGGACAGAGUGUUGGCCAGAAGAUCUAUUUCUCCAGGUCCCCCGUGCUGAGAGGUCAGGUCUCCACGUUUUAUGUGACUCGUGCGUCAUUUUGGA